AGCGACCUUCAAUUCUUAGCGAUCGCGACCCAUCAGCCACCACCAGCAACGCCCGCCCACCUUGUCCUCCCGCUACGCGUGUCCUGGAGGUGGUGUUGCCCGUAACGUCUCCCACGGGGGAAGGGAACUAUUGGAGCGACGACCGAUUUAUCGACCCUGGUGGUGUUCGAUCAGUUGCCUGAUCCAAGAAGUUGUCAAUUUGCGACCUUUCCGUGAUUGGUUCGGGGUUGGAGGGAUGGAGGAGAGGUACGAGUCGCUGAAGGAUCUGGGAGCCGGGAAUUUUGGGGUGGCGAGGUUGGUGAAGGAUAAAAGGACAGGGGAGCUCGUCGCCGUCAAGUAUAUUGAAAGAGGGAAGAAGAUUGAUGAGCACGUACAACGAGAAAUAAUUAACCACAGGUCAUUGAGGCAUCCAAAUAUUGUGCGGUUUAAGGAGGUGGUGCUGACACCGACACACCUAGCUAUAGUUAUGGAAUAUGCUGCUGGCGGUGAACUCUUUGAAAGGAUAUGCAAUGCUGGUCGGUUUAGUGAAGAUGAGGCAAGGUUCUUUUUUCAGCAGCUGAUAUCAGGAGUCAGCUAUUGUCAUUCUAUGGAAAUCUGUCACCGUGAUCUUAAACUUGAGAAUACACUCCUGGAUGGAAGUCCUACACCGCGUGUUAAAAUAUGCGACUUUGGGUACUCAAAGUCUGCUUUGUUGCAUUCACAGCCCAAGUCAACAGUAGGCACUCCUGCUUACAUUGCACCAGAGGUUCUGUCAAGAAAAGAAUACGACGGAAAGAUUGCAGAUGUUUGGUCUUGCGGUGUCACAUUGUAUGUAAUGUUAGUUGGCUCGUACCCAUUUGAGGAUCCAGAAGAUCCGAGAAAUUUCAGGAAGACUAUCAGUAGAAUAUUAAGUGUCAAUUACUCCAUUCCGGACUAUAUACGCGUAUCCCCAGAGUGCAGGCAACUUCUAUCGCAAAUUUUCGUGGCCGACCCAUCAAAGAGGAUCACAAUUCCAGAGAUAAAGAAGCAUCCAUGGUUUCUGAAGAACUUACCCAAUGAAAUUAUGAAUAGCGAGAAGACAAACUACGAAACAGAGAAUGAUCAAGCUUUACAAAGUGUGGAAGAGAUAAUGCGCAUCAUAGAAGAAGCUAAGAACCCAUCCGAAUGCCCUACGGCUUCCAACCGUACGCUUUCAGAGCUAGCGGAAACUGAUGAACUUGAAGCUGAUAUCGACUCUGAAGUCGAUAGCAGUGGUGACUUUUUGGCACCAAUGUGACUUACAAUGCUCCCUCGAUUGUGCAGAAAGAUAACGAUUCUGUAAGAACAAGCGUUCAUGAUCAAACAAUCACAAGGUCUUGCUACUCAAUAAAAAGUGACCGAAUGAAUCCUCUGCUCUAUACAAAGCUAAAUUGUUUU
This is a messenger RNA of Zingiber officinale, 1395 nucleotides long. RefSeq names its product serine/threonine-protein kinase SAPK3-like. Gene Ontology annotation, biological process: intracellular signal transduction; protein phosphorylation. The record is from RefSeq and is a predicted model, not a curated record. The transcript is spliced from 9 exons. Bases 236 to 1255 code for a protein of 339 amino acids. Gene Ontology annotation, molecular function: protein serine/threonine kinase activity; ATP binding. NCBI's taxonomy places the organism in Eukaryota, Viridiplantae, Streptophyta, Magnoliopsida, Zingiberales, Zingiberaceae.